AUGUGCAUUUCGAGUAGAGAAGACGGCGGCGGCGACGAAGAUCCCGGUGGUCCACCGAGAAACCGCAGGAAUCAAUCGCCAUUAUCGCUUCCGCAGACUCUGAAACAUUUCCACAGAGAUUUACUCGCCGGCGCGGUGAUGGGAGGCGUCGUUCACACGAUCGUAGCUCCAAUCGAGAGAGCGAAGCUUCUACUGCAAACCCAGGAGAGCAACAUCGCGAUCGUCGGAGACGAAGGGCACGCGGGGAAGAGAAGGUUCAAAGGAAUGCUCGAUUUCAUCUUCCGCACGGUCAGAGAAGAAGGCGUCUUAUCCCUGUGGAGAGGCAACGGAAGCAGCGUGCUUCGCUAUUACCCUUCCGUCGCUCUCAAUUUCUCUCUCAAGGAUCUCUACAGAAGCAUUCUCCGAAACAGCAGCUCUCAGGAGAAUCACAUCUUCUCCGGCGCGUUAGCCAAUUUCAUCGCCGGCUCUGCAGCUGGAUGCACGGCUUUGAUCGUCGUUUACCCGCUUGAUAUAGCUCACACGCGUCUAGCUGCCGAUAUCGGGAAGCGAGAGGCUCGGCAGUUCAGAGGAAUCCACCAUUUCCUGUCGACGAUUCACAGGAAAGAUGGGGUCAGAGGGAUCUACAGAGGCUUGCCUGCGUCUCUGCACGGCGUGAUCAUUCACCGUGGGUUGUAUUUCGGUGGUUUCGAUACGGUGAAGGAGGUUUUCUCGGAGGAUACGAAGCCUGAAUUGGCCUUGUGGAAGAGAUGGGGUUUGGCUCAGGCUGUGACUACUUCUGCUGGUUUGGCUUCUUACCCGUUGGAUACGGUGAGGAGGCGGAUCAUGAUGCAGUCAGGGAUGGAGCAUCCGAUGUACCGGAGCACGGUGGAUUGUUGGAGGAAGAUUUAUAGGAGUGAAGGGUUUGCUUCUUUUUACCGUGGAGCGCUUUCGAAUAUGUUUAGGAGCACUGGUUCGGCUGCGAUCUUGGUUUUGUAUGAUGAGGUGAAGAAGUUCUUGAACUGGGGAGGGGUGUGA
Molecule: messenger RNA, 1014 nt
Organism: Microthlaspi erraticum
Lineage: Eukaryota; Viridiplantae; Streptophyta; Magnoliopsida; Brassicales; Brassicaceae
Source: the annotation of a GenBank genome assembly